Messenger RNA from Cloeon dipterum, 2426 nucleotides. RefSeq lists its product as uncharacterized. Bases 131 to 2344 code for a protein of 737 amino acids. The transcript is spliced from 3 exons. The record is from RefSeq and is a predicted model, not a curated record. Lineage: Eukaryota; Metazoa; Arthropoda; Insecta; Ephemeroptera; Baetidae.
GCAAUGCUCCGACGCGCAGAGUUUCAUUUUCGAGAAGUGGGUACUGCUGCAACUGCCGUUCCAACCCGUUCUUCUAAAUCAGUGGCUCGUGGCCGUGCUCUACGAAUCGUUAUCCAUCGAGCUGGAGUUGAUGGACUUCUACAGCUUCCAAUUUCCAGAGUCGUGCAAAACAGCUGUGGACAAACUGGAUUUCAUGUGGGUCGAUUUAAACGAACACUUGGGACACUGUUUCGACUUACUGCAACACCUCGUGGACAGAGACAUAAACUACGCACUACAAGAACUCGACUCGAUCACGGAAAAUAUUAAAUCGAUGCUCUCAAUCCUGGACUUUUGGUUCACGAAUGGAAAAGGCGUGAUUAGAGCUCUUAAGAAGAUGUGUUGGGCUGGUGAAGACACCAAAAGCGCAUUGGCAGCAAAGAGAAAGAGUGUGUCGCCGCUGAGCAACAGGAAUUUCGUCUACAACCCAGAGUGGUGGACACAGACAGAAAAUCGCUCGAGCAAACUAUUUGGAAGCUCCUCUGAAGACGUUUUGCACCGAUAUCCAUAUCUCCAGAUUGAGAAUCGUACGGAAACAGAAAGGGCAAAACUGUAUGGACAACUUUUCUGCAAGUUUCCUUUAGUGGUGGACACUGAUACGGUUGAAACAUAUUUUGAAGGUGUUUCGUUGGACAAUGAAUUUUGGAAUGAGCUGAAGGAAACGUCAAACUUUGAAUGCUUGCUCGACAUUGAUGAAUGGCAACACGAAUCCGGUAUUUUGGGAGCAGUGUUAGCCAUGAGGAGCAGAGCCACAUUCAUGGAGGCUGCGCUUAAGAUUCCAGGGCACUUGAGCAAAGUUACAAAGAAAUCGCCAAUGGAGUUUUUCGACAUCAACUUUGCAAACGCAAAAAGUGAUUUAAAACUAUCAGAAAUAAUUCAAAUUCUCGACAACGUGGUGCCAUCAGAAAAGUUUUCCUUAUUCCACAUGCUGGAUCAAUUGGAAGAAUCUACCAAACAGCGCUUGGAACCAAGAUUAGUGCUGAAUAUUUUUACCGACCUCAAGGUUGUGGCCGAAAUCCUGGAGGCCAAAAUUCGAUACACGGUACUCAAACACAUAUCUUACUGCUACAAAGGUCUAGACCACGACGAGGGAGAGCUACAUGACUUUAAAGAUUGGUGUUUGGUGCAGUACUUGCUGCCUUGCUUUGUGGCCUCUCUGCUCGACCUCUGGGAAAACGAAUCGGCGAAGGAGGGUGUGAAGAUAUGGUACCUGAAGUUUGUGUACGGCCUCAUCGAGCUGUAUGAAGCCGAUACACCUGUAACCACCAACCAUACGAUCAUGCAAGCCAACAUAACAUAUUUUCCUCUCAUUUGCUCAUACCUCGAAAGGAACAGUGCGUUGUUGCAAAUCUUCUGCAGAAAGGUUUCCGAUUUUGUUACAACUGAGAUGCGCCGCGGCAACGGCAAGUUCAAUCACUAUGAACAUUUCUCGCUCUACGCCCUCGUGGAAGGCGUGAAAUGCAAGAACCACUGUUACCAUAUUGAGCUCCACGAUAGCGUCGCUCUUUGGAAAUUUUUAGUGUUAGAUUUUUUCAUGAAAGUCGAAAAAACCGUGCUGGGCAUCCCGACUGCAAAGCUGGUGCUUAACCCUCCCCUCACCCCAUUGGAGAAGGAUAAAGAAAUGCUCGACUUGAUUAGAGUCAUCGCCUUCAAGAACGUAAAUUCGGUAGAUUUACAUUGUGUGGAUUUCAUGCAGGAAAAUUCCAGCAUGACCGACCUGUUGCACACCACGAUUGUGAAUUUUUACAAGAGACAUAUGACACAAGACGAUGUGCAAUGUAAGCAGCGUUUACUGGGACACCUCACAGAGAAAAUUAAAUCUGAAGCUAGCUCCCUCACUUCUAGUAACAUUUUCGGCAUCAUCUUUCACAUUGUCAUGCGGUACUCAGAAAUGCACGGCCGAAAUUACGGAAAUUUUUUGAGAAAUUUACCAAUUCAGGAGCAAUCUGCUCAAACGAUAUUUCGAACGACGGAUAUCGCGUACCUAGACUUCCUCCAGUCGGAUGACAUGCCAAUUCUCAAAAAGAUUGUUUCCGACCUGCUCGGGUCUGAAUUCAGAUCUGUGUACAGUCUAGCCAAAAUUUUUUGGAAUGAUAUUUACUACUUAGCCUUUAACGAUGUCGACGAGGAGACAACAAAAUUGAAAAGUUACACUCCAAGUGAGUUUUGGCACUUCCCUUUGCAUCACUGCUGGACGUGCGGAACGGUUUCAUUAGAAUCUAAAGGAUUCGUCGAGGUGAAGGACUCUGCUGGCAAAAGUGUCAUCUACUGCUCAAUUGAGUGCAAAGAAAAGGUCGAGCAUUGAAAUUUCCACAUGCCUGCUAUUUUAGAUGUGUAUGGAACAGACUCAAUAUAUUUAAUUUUAGAGCACUUUUAUCUCGAAUGAC